GGGGGGGGGGGGGCGGGUUGAGUGCCAGAUUCUCCAGAACGACCCGCCAUUCCAAUGCAUGCAUUGCUGGCUACCCGACGAAGCAAACCGGUGACGUUGGUGUCGGCGUCCUUGUACUGGGAUGUCUCACGACAGCGCAUGUCAACACAGCAAAGCCACACUGAAAUAUGCGGCAUCUAGUUACAGCUUAAUUUAAGACAAGCCACUAGUGAUUCACUGCUGUUACUGUGUCACGAGCAAAGAUGCCUCUUCUGUCAAGAAAUUUCUUCUUCACGUCCCGGGAGCUAGCCCCAAGAUCGUAAUGAAAAAAAGAAAAGGCCGGUCAGACUUCCAUCGACACCCACCCCGCCUGAGCGCCCGAGGGCAAGUCCUCAGGAAAGCCGGGGUACAGAUCAUCGCCACUCUCUAUACAGCCGCAGCACGAAGCAGCGACCGCCGCCUUUGCAGGCAGGACGAGAGUAAAAAGGAUUCUCACUGUAGGGUGCCGAGGAUAUCGUUCAUCAACCCGGGUGGGAUCUGUGGCUCCUUUAGGGAACACAAAAGAGGACGAAUACUAUAGAAAUGAUUCUCUGAAGUAUUGUCGACAUGAAGAAAAAAAGAA
Chaetomium fimeti is the source of this 601-nucleotide messenger RNA. RefSeq lists its product as uncharacterized. The record is from RefSeq and is a predicted model, not a curated record. The transcript has a single exon. NCBI's taxonomy places the organism in Eukaryota, Fungi, Ascomycota, Sordariomycetes, Sordariales, Chaetomiaceae. Bases 302 to 559 code for a protein of 85 amino acids.